Molecule: messenger RNA, 1320 nt
Organism: Scedosporium apiospermum
Lineage: Eukaryota; Fungi; Ascomycota; Sordariomycetes; Microascales; Microascaceae
Exons: 8
Coding region: 1-1320 (439 amino acids)
Molecular function (GO): NAD binding
Source: RefSeq, a predicted model, not a curated record
AUGCGUAUUCCAGUUGCCAAUUCAUCAACCAACGGUUCACAGGGUGAGCCCAAGGACCACCGUAUUCUCAUUUUCCUUCCGUUUCCCCUUACCGAGGAGUCUCUCCAGCAUAUUCGAGACGAAUUUCCCGGCAUUAGCGUCUCCGCUUAUCAGGUGCCGUGGCGCAGCACGAAGCCGCCAGCUGAGGUUUCGGCCGAGGAGCUCGCCAACGCGACGAUCCUCGUCACUGGGUCAGUUCUUCCUGCGAAGGAACAAGUCCCGAAGAUCCGCUAUAUACAGCUGGCGUCCGCAGGCGCCAAUCACAUCUUAGAUCAUCCCCUCUUCACCGAGACGGAUAUUCUCUUCUGCACUGCCAAUGGAGUUCACGGGCCCCAGAUAUCCGAAUGGGUCAUCUCGACGUAUCUUGCUUUCCAACAUCACCUCCCUAGAUAUCUAGAGCUCCAGAAGCAAGGAAAGUGGGACAGAGAGGCCCGGUUGGUUCAGGAUUCGGUCAACCGUAGAGUAGGAAUUCUAGGUUACGGAAGCAUCGGCCGCCAGACCGCCCGCGUUGCGACUGCCUUAGGAGCGGACGUUCACGCAUAUACGCUUCAUCCACGUGAUACGCCAGAGUCGCGCCGUGACACUUCCUACUAUCCUCCUGGACUCGGUGACCCAGAUGGCACCCUUCCAUCGAAGUGGUUCUCGGGCGAGUCUACUGCGGAUCUUCACGCUUUCCUCUCUUCCGGCCUUGACCUCCUCGUCAUUGCCCUUCCGCUUACCCCUAAGACCAAACAUCUCAUCGGCGCCGAAGAAUUCAAAGUCUUGGGCAAGAAGGCGUUUGUCACCAAUAUUGCCAGAGGUCCUAUUAUCAAGACAGACGACUUAAUCCAGGCUCUUGAGGAGGAGACAAUUAGUGGCGCAGCUUUGGAUGUUACUGAUCCAGAGCCAUUGCCGGAGGGCCAUGCGCUUUGGAGUACCAAGAACGUGAUCAUAACGCCGCACUCUGUCGGAAUUAUCCGCGGUGCGAAAGGCGCCUGGAACAUCACCACUUCCAUCAGCAUCGUGACCUUCAGCCUUCAGCCUUCAGCCUUCAAAAUGAGCGGCAGAGGAUACUCGUACAAGAGCAGUGGCACCAAUAGCCAGGGCAACCACUACUGUGCCCGUGACUACGGCAGCAGCGCGUCCAACUCUAACAGCUAUCACUACUCCAACUCCAAUGGCUCGUACUACUACUCGAACCCCAAUGGCAGCACCUAUUACAACAAUGGGCAGGGCAGUUCCACCUAUACUCCGCCUUCCAGCAAUGGCAAUUCCGGUAGCUCGGGAAGCGCUAAGAAAUAA